Molecule: messenger RNA, 729 nt
Organism: Caenorhabditis elegans
Lineage: Eukaryota; Metazoa; Nematoda; Chromadorea; Rhabditida; Rhabditidae
Gene: C25F9.12
Product: PH domain-containing protein
Exons: 2
Coding region: 7-291 (94 amino acids)
Source: RefSeq, marked reviewed
AAAAUAAUGAAACUCACACCAGACGGCAUGGUUCGUAAUUUUGCCAAUUUGGAAGCAGCAAGAGAUUGGAUUAGGAUGCGAAUCGAAGAGCUUGAAGAUGAAAUUUCUUUCAGCAUGCUUUCGCAAGCAAGUUGCUCCAGACCGGCCCGUACCACGGCAGAAAGCAGUUUUAAUGAAGCUACGGUGAACAGUUACGCGUCAAGUACUGCGGCUCUUCAGCGUGAAAAAUCUAAACUUGAAAGAAUUGUGGCACUCGUAGAAUAUGAUUUGGCCGCCGCUCGCUCUCCAUGAACAACCUGCCGUCAAAACGUGACUCUUAACAACUUAAAAACCUUAUGAAGAUCAUUUUAUAAUUCUUUUCUGAUUCCUAAAUUUUUUAAAUUCUUAAACUUGUAUAACUCUUGAAUAUUUCUAAUUCUUAAUUUUUCUAAUUCCGAAAUGUUUCUAAUUCUAAAAUUUUUCUAAUUCCAAAAUUGUUUUAAUUCUUUCAUUUUUCUAAUUCUUCGAUUUUUCUAAUUCUUCAAUUUUUCUAAUUCCAGAAUUUUUCUAAUUCUUACUUUUUUUUAAUUCUUAAGUUUUUCUAAUUCUCAAAGUUUUCUAAUUCUCAAAGUUUUCUAAUUCUCAAAGUUUUCUAAUUCUCAAAGUUUUCUAAUUCUUUAAUUUUUGACUCUUGCGAAAUGCGACUAAUUGAUGUUUAAAAACAAUCCUUUUCAAUAAAUGAUUAUUAAA